AUGCCGGAGCCCCAGUACAAGGACCUCAUCUUCCCAUCUCAGGAAGCGCAGCCGUCGCUCUCAUCCUUGCUCACGAGCCUGCGCACGCGCAACCUCUCCAUCCACAACCGCCUCACCUCCAUCCGCACCGACUCAUCUUUCAUCCUCCACGUCGCGUCGCUCUACCCAUCGCGCCCGCUCAUCGCCAAUGAGAGAUGCGGCAGCUGGUAUAUCCCGCCAGAGCGCAAGGGCGGGAGCGCCUACUUCAAGAGCACCGACGGCCACGAGCGCGCGUGGAAGUUCAGCACUAGGAGGUUGAAUCUGCACCUGGUGGACGCUUUUGAAAAACACGAUGGUGCCAUCAUCGUCGAUUCGACACGCCGUGGCAAACGAAUGCCCGAUGCCCUGUCCACGACCAUACCCAUAUGGUGCACCGUGAUCAACCUCUUCCUUCUCCCGGACCACCCUCUUUCAGGCAACCUCUUCUUACCACCAAGCCACUCCUCGAGCACGCAUGCGCAAAUCAAAGCCUUGAUUCCAGAGUUUCUUGCCUCACUCAAAGCGCUCAAUCUGGCCUCCGUCCCUACGACCCUGACAAAACCUCUGCGCCCGUAUUGGGUGACGCAAGACUCGCAAAUCGAGGCACCUCACAAAACAGUGUACAGCGACUAUCGACCAGUCAUCUGCUGCACGGCUAGUAGACGCGUCGUUGGGGGAAGUGAAAGCGACGAGGGCGGCUACAUCCAGGGCGCGGCCGACGACACGGAGAACUGGGCCCACGGUCUUACGCCAGACAUUUUUUGGAGGAACGUCGAUGACUUACUGGCGACGGAUGAAGAUGACCUCUCGGAUCUCAUUCAUAAGCUGAUCGCACAGGACAAGUCGAAAAGGAAGGCCAAUGCGAAUUUGGUCCAAGUCACGCCCAGGAUGUGUGUCUGCCCCCUGCCAUUGGAGCCGGACGCCUCAGCUUGCUGCAUCAAAUUGACAAGCGAGACAUCCAAGCCAGAGACCUGGGCCAAGUCACCACGCCUCAUCGAAGUCGGGCUUGGAAGUGGAAAAGCUGCUAGUCGCAACUUGCGACUUGCUCUGCCGCACAUAUGCACUUUUGCGUCCAAAAGUCUCGACGCCGGGGCAGAGAAGGUCAUCAUUGCGUGCGAAUCGGGCAGAGAUCUGUCCGUCGGCACGGCACUCGCGCUUUCUUGUUACCUUUUCGAAGACGACGCAGGCACAGUCCGCCCCGCCGGAGACGAACCCACCUUUACAAAGACCUUUGUCAAGAUGCGACUGGGAACAAUCAUGACCGCCUACCCAGCUGGCAACCCUAGUAGGAACACCUUGCAAGCUGUCAAUAGCUUUCUCAUGGAUUGGCGAAGAUGA
Molecule: messenger RNA, 1356 nt
Organism: Emericellopsis atlantica
Lineage: Eukaryota; Fungi; Ascomycota; Sordariomycetes; Hypocreales; Bionectriaceae
Product: tRNA A64-2'-O-ribosylphosphate transferase
Exons: 2
Coding region: 1-1356 (451 amino acids)
Biological process (GO): charged-tRNA amino acid modification
Cellular component (GO): cytoplasm
Molecular function (GO): tRNA adenosine(64)-2'-O-ribosylphosphate transferase activity
Source: RefSeq, a predicted model, not a curated record